ACUUAAAGGUGGUAUAAUAGUAUGUUUUUAGACGGAUUCCCUGUAAUAAAUAAUAAUAUCGUUUAUUGCAAUUCCCUUUCACGCUUUACAACAAGCAUUGUCAUCACUGUUCUCUUUCUACGAUCAUUGACACAUCGUACGCAUGCAUUGUACUUCAACAACCCUCAAUCAUCAUCAUCAUCAUCAUCAUCAUCAAUUCUCUUCUUCCUCGUUAUAUACGUAGUUCCAUAGCAGCCGCCAUAGAUUGAUUGCUUGGUUGCGGUGUAAGCAUAUUGGUCAGUGCGGAUCAGUGUUCUUUGUGCGUUGAAGGAGUAGCAGCAGUGGCUUGCUAUUUGUCGACGAAUUAAAUUGUUACGACGCGUUCAUUACAGCCAGCGCCAUGUUGUUUGUUUCGUGUGCCCUGUUGCUGCUGGGGUUAUGGGACACUACUUUGAUCGAAGCGAAGCGAUCGUUCAUCAAUCCAUACCCAAGAUUCCAGGCUGUGCCACUCGCACCGAACGACGAUGUAGGAGAACCGCUCUUCUUAACGCCGUUCAUUGCGAACAAAUCGAUCGAAGCAGGCCGGAACGCGGCUCGUGUCAAUCAUUCCGCCAUUCCAGCAGACAUCGAAAGCUACUCGGGAUAUUUCACGGUGGAUGAAACAACCAACUCGAAUCUCUUCUUCUGGUACUUUGCGGCCAAGCUAAGCCACGAAUCACCGGUGGUUCUGUGGCUUCAGGGCGGUCCUGGUGCAUCGUCCCUUUAUGGAUUGUUCACAGAAAAUGGACCAUUCGCUGUGCGCAACGACUUGAAGCUGGCACCGCGCAAAUACAGCUGGCACCUGAACCACCAUCUCAUCUACAUCGAUAACCCUGUCGGAACGGGGUUCAGCUUUACCGAUAAGGAAGAAGGCUACUCGACGAACGAGACACACGUCGGUGCAAAUCUGUACAACGCCCUGCAGCAGUUUUUCACCCUGUUUCCCGACUUGCAAGAACAGCCCUUCUUUGUGACCGGUGAGUCUUACGGCGGAAAGUACGUCCCGGCCGUGGCGCACACAAUCCACCGGAACAAUGGCGCUGCAAAGGUAAAGCUUAACCUGCAGGGAAUCGCAAUCGGAAAUGGAUUGUGCGAUCCGUACCAUCAGCUCGUCUACGGGGACUACCUUUACCAGCUGGGGUUGAUUGAUGGCACUACGCGUGAUCAAUUCCACCAGUACGAAGCAAAGGGCCGUGAUUGCAUCACAAAGAAGGACUUCAAGUGCGCCUUUGACGUUUUCGAUGAGUUGAUCAAUGGGGAUCAGUAUCCGAGCGGAUCACUGUUCAAAAAUGCGUCCGGCUUCACCACGUACUUCAACUACCUGCAAACGGUACCAGACCCUGCGGAUGAGUAUAUGGGAAAGUUUUUGCAACUGCCGGAAACACGUCGCGCCAUACAUGUGGGUAACAACUCGUUCCACGACCUGGACGGUGAGAACAAGGUCGAGGAUCAUCUGAUGCUCGAUGUAAUGCAGUCGGUUGUGCCGUACCUGAACGAGCUGCUGCACGCGUACCGUGUGGUCAUUUACAAUGGUCAGCUCGACAUUAUUGUGGCGUACCCGCUGACGAUGAACUACGUGACUAAGCUUAGCUUUCCCGGAUCAGAUGAUUACAAGAAGGCGCCACGACACAUCUGGCGUGUGGAUGGUGAGAUUGCCGGGUACGCGAAGGAAGCGGGCAAUCUGGUGGAAGUGUUGGUACGAAACGCGGGUCACAUGGUACCGAAGGAUCGGCCGAAAUGGGCACUCGAUCUAGUGAUGCGUUUGACACAUGGCAAGAAGUUUGGAAAGAAGCCCAAAUACUAAUAAUAGGUCGCUCAACAGACUUAGACCAUUCAUAGACUAACAUUUGGUGGCACUUUAAAGCUAAAAAUGUAAUAAAACCGAGCUGUUCACAUUUAUAAGUCUCGUAUAUAUAUUGACAGAAACAAUAAUUCGAAAUUAGUUAGCUAUUUGUUCAAACAAACGCCUUACAAAGUGUUACGGUAUGAUCCACACCACAAGUCACUUUCUGUACGCGCGCAUUAAGUGCUACCUUCAGUG
This is a messenger RNA of Anopheles moucheti, 2059 nucleotides long. RefSeq names its product venom serine carboxypeptidase. Bases 380 to 1822 code for a protein of 480 amino acids. Gene Ontology annotation, biological process: proteolysis. Gene Ontology annotation, molecular function: serine-type carboxypeptidase activity. Lineage: Eukaryota; Metazoa; Arthropoda; Insecta; Diptera; Culicidae. The record is from RefSeq and is a predicted model, not a curated record. The transcript has a single exon.